AGACAGAAUCUGAACCUCUGUGUCUCUCAGUCUUUCUCUCUUUCUCAUUCUCUUUCAAUAUGGAACUUGAAAAGCGUGAAAAAAGAAGCUUAUUAAACAAGAAUUUAGAGGAGAAACUGACGGUCUCUGCUGGUGGUUCUGAAGCCAAACCUCUGAUCUUCACAUUUGUCCCCACUGUCAGAAGACUACCAACCCAUACUCAGUUGGCUGACACCUCUAAAUUCCUUGUUAAAAUUCCAGAAGAAUCAAGUGAUAAGAGUCCAGAAACUGUAAAUAGGUCUAAAUCCAAUGACUACUUGACCUUGAAUGCUGGGAGCCAACAAGAGAGAGACCAAGCGAAAUUGACUUGUCCUUCAGAGGUCAGUGGAACGAUUUUACAAGAAAGGGAAUUCGAAGCAAACAAACUUCAAGGGAUGCAGCAAAGUGACCUCUUCAAAGCUGAAUAUGUCCUUAUUGUGGACUCCGAAGGGGAAGAUGAGGCUGCAAGCAGAAAAGUUGAACAAGGCCCCCCAGGGGGGAUUGGCACCGCAGCUGUCCGGCCCAAGUCUCUAGCUAUCUCGUCCAGUCUGGUCUCUGAUGUAGUGCGUCCCAAAACACAGGGGACUGAUCUCAAGACCUCAUCACAUCCUGAAAUGCUUCAUGGGAUGGCCCCUCAGCAAAAGCAUGGGCAGUUAACUUCUUCUCCCACUACCUCUGAGCAGCUUGCCUGUAAACCACCUGCUUUCUCCUUUGUUUCUCCAACUAAUCCGAACACACCACCCGACCCAGUUAACCUCGAGGGAGCCUCUGUCCUAGAGGAGUUCCACACUAGGAGGCUGGAUGUCGGUGGGGCCGUGGUGGAAGAAUCAGCUACGUAUUUUCAAACUACCGCUCACUCUACACCCUUUUCUGCAUCGAAGGGCACCUCCUCGACGUUACUGUUUCCCCAUUCCACUCAACUAUCAGGUUCUAAUUUACCCAGUUCAACUGCAGCAGAUCCAAAGCCUGGACUGACCUCUGAAGUUCUCAAGAAGACAACUUUAACCUCGCAUGUCCUUAGUCACGGAGAAAGUCCGAGAACCUCUUCUUCUCCACCGUCCUCCAGUGCUUCUCUGAAGUCGAAUUCGGCCUCGUACAUACCAGUCCGCAUUGUCACGCAUUCACUCUCUCCGAGCCCCAAACCAUUUACCUCCUCUUUCCACGGCUCUUCUUCCACCAUCUGCAGCCAAAUGUCAUCUAGUGGAAAUCUUUCAAAGUCAGGGGUAAAAUCCCCGGUGCCUUCCCGGCUUGCCCUUCUCACUGCCAUUCUCAAGUCAAACCCUUCCCACCAAAGACCCUUUUCCCCUGCAUCCUGUCCCACCUUCUCUCUCAACUCCCCGGCCUCUUCCACGCUCACACUUGACCAAAAAGAAAAGCAGACCCCACCCACGCCUAAAAAAUCUCUCUCAAGUUGUUCCCUGAGAGCCGGGUCACCAGAUCAAGGGGAACUCCAGGUUUCUGAAUUGACCCAGCAAUCUUUUCACCUGCCUGUUUUCACCAAGUCUACUCCGCUUUCUCAGGCGCCCUCCCUCUCUCCUACAAAACAGGCUAGUAGCAGCCUUGCUUCCAUGAAUGUAGAGAGAACACCAUCACCUACUUUGAAGAGCAAUACCAUGCUCUCCCUGCUACAAACCAGUACAUCCAGUUCUGUGGGUCUUCCUCCUGUUCCACCAAGCUCUUCUCUUUCCUCUUUGAAGAGUAAACAGGAUGGUGACCUCAGGGGUCCAGAAAACCCCAGAAACAUUCACACGUACCCUUCUACAUUAGCCUCCUCUGCAUUAUCUUCUCUAUCUCCUCCUAUUAAUCAAAGAGCUACGUUCUCUUCUUCAGAGAAAUGUUUCCAUCCUUCCCCAGCUCUUUCAAGCCUGAUAAACAGAUCUAAAAGAGCAUCAUCCCAACUAUCUGGCCAGGAGCUGAAUCCUUCAGCUCUUCCUUCACUCCCUGUCUCCAGUGCUGACUUUGCCUCUCUUCCCAACUUGAGGUCCUCCUCUCUCCCUCAUGCCAAUCUGCCCACCCUGGUGCCCCAGCUCAGUCCCUCAGCUCUGCACCCACAUUGCGGCAGUGGUACCUUGCCUUCAAGACUUGGGAAAUCUGAAAGCACCACCCCCAACCACAGGUCACCUGUUUCAACCCCAUCACUUCCCAUAUCUCUAACAAGGACAGAGGAGCUGAUUUCACCUUGUGCAUUGUCCAUGUCAACAGGCCCAGAAAAUAAGAAAUCAAAGCAAUACAAGACCAAGUCAAGCUACAAGGCUUUUGCAGCAAUCCCUACAAACACAUUGCUUUUGGAACAGAAGGCACUAGAUGAACCAGCCAAGACUGAAAGUGUCUCCAAGGACAACACAUUAGAACCACCAGUGGAGCUCUAUUUUCCUGCACAGCUCAGGCAGCAAACUGAAGAGCUCUGUGCUACCAUUGAUAAGGUCUUACAGGAUUCCUUGUCUAUGCAUUCUUCUGAUUCUCCUUCAAGGUCCCCAAAGACAUUGUUGGGUUCUGACACAGUCAAAACUCCUACAACUCUUCCAAGAGCAGCUGGUCGAGAAACCAAAUAUGCAAAUCUCUCCUCACCAUCUUCUACAGUAUCUGAGAGUCAGCUGACUAAGCCUGGAGUAAUUCGCCCAGUACCUGUAAAAUCCAGAAUAUUACUGAAAAAAGAGGAGGAAGUCUAUGAACCCAACCCUUUCAGUAAAUACUUGGAAGAUAACAGCGACCUCUUUUCUGAACAGGCUGCACAUUCUGUGGACUCCUACUGCAACGGAAGUGACACGUCUGGUCCUUGGCUCCUCUGAUCAUUGAGGAACCCUAUCCUUGUGGCUAGUUACUGUAGCCUUUGACUUUCCUACUUCCUGAAAAAGAGAAAAAGACGAUGAUAGAAUUCAAUGGCAAGAACAUGGGCUCUUGUGAUUUUUGAAAAAAUCAGUCCUUACUGAACUUCAAUUUUAUCCUACAAAAAUGGGGCUACUAAUCACCAUUUCUAAUGGAACCCAUACUAAUAAGUAUUUGUGAUUUUUUUAAAAGUAUAAUUUCUUUAAAUUUUUUCCAAGUGCUUUCAUCUUUAUUGCAGUAUAAUUGACAAAAAUUAUACCUAUUUAAGGUGUAAAAUGUGAUGAUUUGAUGUAUGUGUACAUUGUAUAAUGAUUACCACAGUUAAAUUAAUCAAUGUAACUAUUAAUGUACUAGUUACUCUGUGUGUGUAUAUGGGAGAAGAGAUGAGGACACAUAAAAUCUAUUCUCAGCAAAUUUCAAGUAAAAAGUAAAAUAUUAUUAACUGUAGUCACCAUGCUAUACAUUAGCUCUCCAGAACUUAUUCCUUUGAUAACUGAAUGUUUCUACCCUUUAAACACCAUUUUUCCUUUUCACUUAAAUCCCUUAUUAAGACAAUAAUAGAUUCAAAACAACAAAACAUCCAUUUCAACCAAAAGUCCAUUCCAACCCCUGGCAACCAUCAUUCUACUCUUUGCUUCUGUAAUUCUGACUAUUUUAGAUUCCACUAAAGUGAGAUCACGCAAUAUUUGUCCUUUUGUGACUGGCUCAUUUCACUUGGCAUAAUAUAUUUGGAAUUCAUUCAUGUUAUUGGAAAUGGCAGGAUUUCUUUCUUUUUUAAGGCUGAAUAAUAUUUCAUUGUUUAACACGUUUUAUUUAUUCAUUUAUCCAUCAACAGACACUUCGGUUGUUGCCAUAUCUAAUUGUUAAGAAUGAUACUGCAAUGGUUGAAUGAAAUACUCACUAUCAAAGGGCUCUAAAGACUUAAAUGUUUCUUGUUAUCAUUUCCUUUAGAAUCACUUCAAUUUUGGAAGAAAGAGGUUGAUUUCCUGCUAAAGGGUCAACUGAAUAUAUUGUCUUCUUUCUCUCUUCCAUUAUGAGCAAUUGUAGAAGCCUAUUUUCUAUGUUACUUUUGACUUCUUCAAUUUUAACUGCUCCUCCAUCCUAAACACCUCCACAUGGGAAAUAAAAGACCAGAAUCCAACUAUAUGUAUAGAAAAACAUAAAACUCAGCAUUGUAGUCCUCUGCUGCUCACUGUGAUUGAUUAUGGAGUGUUUUUCUUUCUUUUCCCUUGAGUGUACCUCCAUCAGAUACUUCCAUGCUGAUCCAUGCCAUCUGUUCUGUGAAACUUGCUGUCAGACAACCAUACACUUUAAGCACUAAGUUAUCCAAAUUCUAUCUUAAAAAUUAUGUUGUGAUUAUUAAAAAUCUUUUUUUAUAUAGAGGAUUUCAAAUAGCUAAGCAUAUGCUAAAUUUUUCAUACUUCACAAGUUCAAAUUUUCUUGGUUCAAAUCAGGAUUCAAAAUAUAUGUGUUGCUUUAAAUAUGUCUGUUUGAAAAAAUGCAUAUGGAUUCUCCAAAAUUUGGGUUUCUAAGCAAGAAGAUAUGCCAUAUAAUCGAAACCAAUUUAUAUUGGCUUUAUCUUAGUGAAAUGUAGAUAAUCACAAUCUCUUAUUUCAUAGUAACAUGAGGUUUUUGUGAUGCUGUCUGUAAAGUGUUGGUGUCUUUAGAUAAAGGGGUCGCUCUUUAAGAAAAUAUUACUACUGUUCAUGAUUUUAUUAGCAAGGUGUUGAUUUAAAUUAAAACUGUAGCAAAAAUGCUAUGGCUCUGAUUUUAAACUGCUGUAAGUUCUAGACAGCAAAGGAAAGCUGAAAAUAAAUGCUGCAUUUAAAAAUAAAUGUUGCUUUACCAAAGAGGUGGGAAGAUGGAAGACAGGAUGGAGUGAAAGGCUCCAGUAAUUUUACCUAUGGUACUCUGAGUUCACAAAGGUGUCUUGUACUCAGACAGAAAACCGCAGCGUGAAGAGGGGACAGCAUGAGUGAAGAGGAAGUGAAUUUUCACCCUUCACUUCCAAACCACAGGAAAGGAAGUGACUUUAAAAUGCCAGGAUGGAACAAAAGCAUUUCAGAUGUGCAGGCUUUAAUAAGAAGAGCUCAAAAUGCCGUAAAAUGCCCUUUGAUGUUGCAAUGGAAACAGUUUUUGAAGUUAAACAGUAUGAUUUGAUGGUUGAGUAGAAAGUAGGCUUUUUCUAGAGCACCAAAUGCAUCAGAUAUGGCUAUAACACUAAUUUUCUGAUGUGUCUGUCAGUUAAGCAGAGCUAAAUUAAUAUAUUCACUGCAUAUUUGUCUGCUAAUUUUUCUUUAAUGAACAAAGAUAUUACUUGCUUCAUAAGUUCCUGUCUUCUUGAAGUUUUGUAGAAUGAUAGUAUCAUCUCAAAAAUAAUUAAUUCUUUUCAAAAAUCAAGCUCCUCAGUAAAGCCUUUUUUUGAAACAUUAGUUCUAUGUAUACUGAAAUUGAAAGAGGACAAUUCUCAAGUGACUAAAAAGCGGUUUAAAGCAUUUUAUCAGAAAUAACUAUGUUACCUAUCUCAUUGAUAGAAACAUGUCCAAGACUGUUUUAUGAUCCCUGUACAUCCCUCAAAAACUAAAACAUUAAAAGAUUCAUAUAUUGCAUGCUAAAGCAGGAUAGAGUGAUGUUCAUUUUCAAGAAUCAUUUAGAAUAGUGAUCUCUAAAGUAUUAGGUACCAACCUCAAGAUAAUUCGCUGGGGUGGAAGUAGGGCACAAGUUAGACGUGAUAGAGAUGCCAUUAGUGUGUUUUGAAGCAAAUCUCAAACAGGGGUCACAAACUAUGGUCUGUGGGCCAAACCUGGCUCACCAGUGUUUUUAUAAAUAAAGUAUUAUUGGAACAUG
This is a messenger RNA of Homo sapiens (human), 5691 nucleotides long. RefSeq names its product muscular LMNA interacting protein (gene MLIP). The record is from RefSeq and is marked validated. NCBI's taxonomy places the organism in Eukaryota, Metazoa, Chordata, Mammalia, Primates, Hominidae. Bases 60 to 2807 code for a protein of 915 amino acids. The transcript is spliced from 12 exons. Gene Ontology annotation, cellular component: cytosol; PML body; nuclear envelope.